Messenger RNA from Amaranthus tricolor (Joseph's coat), 1986 nucleotides. RefSeq lists its product as uncharacterized. Bases 92 to 295 code for a protein of 67 amino acids. NCBI's taxonomy places the organism in Eukaryota, Viridiplantae, Streptophyta, Magnoliopsida, Caryophyllales, Amaranthaceae. The record is from RefSeq and is a predicted model, not a curated record. The transcript has 2 exons.
CCGCCUAAUGAUCGUGUCAAACUCUAACCCCAAACCUUCAAAAAUAAAUCAACGUUUCUAUUGAUUACAGUUUUCUCAUUGUAAAAUUGUGAUGGCCAAGGAUAACAAAGAACCAUGCAAGAAGCAAGCAUGUGACAUUCAAGCUUGUUUAUCCAAGAACAAUUUCAAUCCUCAAAAAUGCAUCCAUGUUAUUCAGAAACUUCAAAAUUGCUGUGAAUUGUGCAACUAUGAUUCUACCCAUUGUGCGUCUCUUUCUGGUCUUCUCAAGCAGUAUUCCAACAGCUCCAAUUCAUGAAGAGAGUAACAUGCUGACUCUUAAAGUGCAGAGUAGUGAGUCUUGCUGGAGUUGCAACCUUUAUCACUCUAAUGAAACCAAAUAACAUGCGAGAAUGGUUCAUAAUUGUGAAUGUCAGCUUGUAGAAAUACAAACAUGAAGCCAGUACAAUUGUGAACUUUGAUGAACAUCUUAUGUCUAUUGAGUCGUCUCACAAAUGCGCUGCUUGGAAUGCUUCUGGAGGUAGAUUUUUUAAUUUGACAGUAGCUCAUUACUACUGAAUACUGAUGAGGUUAGUUGAAUGAUAAAUAUAACUUCCAGCAACUGGUUAAGUUGUACCUCAAAUAUAUGGGAUUUUUUCUUUAUGCGCUGAUGCUGAAAUUUUGUCCCUGUAUUGUUUUUGUCAUCUUAGAGCCUAUAACUCUUUUUCAUGGGAUUGAUUUGAAUUAAAAGCACCAUUAUUUAUCUGAUGAUUGCUAUUAUUUAUUUUGACAAUUGUUCAUAUAUUAUGGUUGUGCUUGUGCCAGAAAGAAUUAAUCUAAAGUCUGCCUUUAGUGAGAAUAAACAUUUAAGGGGAAAUAAAAGUCAAACCUUGAAAAUUAAAGGUAGGAAGAGAUGGGUUUAAAAGGGGAGAUGAAGUAAAGAUUAUACUUCACAAUGGUAUAAGAAGGAUGAACUAUGAAGAAAUGGGUAAAUUGUCAUCUUUUGGUACAGUAGGAGGCAAAUAUUUCUCCACCAUCCCACUAGAAUAAAUAUUGACUCAAAAUUGAGGACCUAUUUCUUGCCCUUGACAACAAUUAUAUUCUCUUAAUUUUAGUCUCUAAUAGCUGUAUUCAUAGUUUGACUUUUAUUUCUCCCAUAAAUAUUUAUUCUCAAUAAAAGUAUGAUUUAUGUUGAAAAUGGCACAUUUGGUCUGUAAAAUUGAACUUAGUUCAUGCAGCCACAUCACUAUAACAUGGUGUUGAGUUAUUAUUCCAGAACAGAUUCUUCAUUCUCGUGUGUAGAAAGUGCAAGCUACAGACGAAUAAAAAUGUUCUUGUUGUAAGUGGAGCAACUAGAUUAAUGUCCAAUUAGUUUAGUAUGAGUGAAGCACAAAAGUGUAUUGAAGUCUGCAGAGUUUUCAAGUUGAGUGAGAGUGAAUCACACAGCAAGCAUUCUUUGUUUGCGCUUACGUUCUGCUUCUGCCAAUCAGAUGGCACCUAUUGUAGGAAGUAUCCUUCUAACAAUUAUCCAUACGUUCUGUUUCUAGUAUGAAAUAUAGAGCCUUAGAGCCGACCCCAGAGGACUUAGUAAUGUCAUUGUGUCAAUAUACGAGUAUAUCAUAGAUCAGAUCAAUUAAAAUCUACAUCUGCUAACUUUGUCUUGGGUUGCCUUCUGUUUUUGAAAAAUGGUGAUUUUCUAGCUUUUUAUCAUCCACAGACCGCAUGGGCCCAAUAUUUGACACUUACUGUGACUUUAAACAAGAUUUGUAAGCCAUGACCCAGGACAUAGCUAAGGUUAUUUUUGCCCAGGAGUUAUUCUCCAUCUGCACUUACUCACUGAUUCAAAGCAUUGACAGAUGAUCAUCUGGAACAUUGAAAUUCAAUUCAGAUCACAAGCAAAAAAUAUUUCAUAUAUUUGAAACUACUAGUAUUUUUUUCAACAGAGAAAACUGCUAAAGCAUGAAGCUGGAGAAUGGGAGUUAACUGUUAAGAGAUGCUGCAAUAUCAAUG